AUGGCUGCUAGAAAUCUUUCCAACAAAGAUUAUGCAUCCAAUCAUCAAUCUGAUAGGAUCGACAAGAGCUUAGUUUUCAAGAUCUGCCAAACAGAUUUUUGCAAAUGGGUUUAUUUCGCAAACCCAAGAAACAAGGAGCUUGUGAAUGCAACAAACGGGUUUUCGCAAGAGAAUCUAUUAGGUGAAGGUGAAUUUGGUUGUGCAUACAAAGGAUAUUACCUGAUGGGGAGAGUGGUUGCUGUGAAACAUCUAAAGAUUGGUGAAGGACAAGGUGACCAUGAGUUCAAAUCCGAAGUUGAGACACUUAGCAUAAUCCAUCACAGGCAUUUGGUUUCUAUCAUGGGGCAUUGUAUCUCCGGUGAUGGUAGAUUGCUCAUUUAUGAUUAUGUCUCUAACAUCGACCUCUACUUCCACCUUCAUUCAUCCAAAGAAGUUCUGGACUGGGCAACACGUGUUAAAAUCGCUGCUAGUGCAGCUGUGGACUACCUUAUCUCCAUGAAGAUUGUCAUCUGCAUAUCAUACACAGAGACAUUAAGUCAUCUAACAUUUUUAGAGGAUAUUUUUGAUGCUCGGGUUUCUGGCUUUGGUCUUGCAAGAUUAGCUCUUGAUUGGAACACUCACACCAUCACACGAGUUAUUGGAACAAUUGCCCUCUAG
Messenger RNA from Thlaspi arvense, 657 nucleotides. The record is from the annotation of a GenBank genome assembly. Lineage: Eukaryota; Viridiplantae; Streptophyta; Magnoliopsida; Brassicales; Brassicaceae.